GUCGAGUUGAGGCAAAAUGGCGGCCUGUGACUUCAGGAACUGGAGUUUCUAUUGUUUUCAGUUCAAAGAUGAGGCUGUGGUUUGAUCUGUGAAGGAUGAAACUCCAUCAAGUGCUCACUGGAGCAACGAACACAUUCGAUGAUAAGGCUGCAAUCGAUGUUGGAAGCGUGGAAGAUCACCCUUUUACGGCCUAUGCAUCUGGUUGUGAUGUUGUUAUUCUGUUGAGUGGGUUCACCAGAGUACAGAUUAUCCCAGGGUCUUUGUAUGGCUAUAAAGAAGUCAGCUGCAUCAACUGUUGUGAUUCCGAUGGAAAGAUUGCAGCAUCUUAUGGAAAGCAGGUUAUGAUAUUUGAGGCCAAAUCUGCAGCAGUCAGCAACAAUCAUGGGUUUCCCUUUCAUUGGGAAAAGUCAGCAGAACUUUGUCUUAACUUCAGGAUUACAUGUUUGUCAUGGAAUAGAGAAGGUAAACGGCUUCUUGUGGGUGGUGACUUUAUUCAGCUCUGGAGCUGUGAAGAGUACCAUGAACAAAGAGACUUGCUGGAGGAGGAUGUGUUCUGGACAUGUAUUUGGGCAUGCAAACCUUCUGUCCCAGUCCAUCUUCUUCAGUUUUCUCCGGAUGGGCAGUAUUUUUCAUCUGUAGGAAAGCAUGACAGGCUUGUUAAAGUCUGGUUUGACAACAAUCAAGUCAACCCACAGUUUGAGAGUGAAGAGCUGCAGAGCAUGAACCAGUUUAAAAGCAAUGGCAUUUUGGACUACACUUUUGUUUACCUGGCACAUCCUGGCCCUGUGACUGGAAUUUCCUGGAGAAAGACCAGCAAAUACAUGCCAAUCUCCACUGUCGCCAAUUGUCUCUUAACAUCCUGCACUGACAAUGUGUGUCGCAUCUGGUGUGAAUCAAUCAAACAAGGUGACCACAAUGACUUACUCUCCCAUCCCACAAAGAACAACCACAAGUGUCUGUGGCAUUUAUCCCAGCAGCAGAAAAAAUCUCAAACAAAGGAUGAUCCAUCGACUGAUCCUCUACUAAGAUACCAGCUUUCAUCUUCUCUGCAAUUUCACAUUGCUGUGGCAGUAAAUCCCUUGAGCGAUAUUCCGCUGCUGUCAUCACUUUGUUCUAUCUCAGACAGUAAUCACAGCAGUUUUGUUCUACAUUGGCUGAAUAACAAGGAAAUCCAGUUCACUAUGGCAGCUGAGUCAUGUCUUGGUGCUCCUGUGCUUGCUCUUGAAGUAGAGAGUGUCGAUGUCAGUGACGACUCUUCCAUAAGCAGCAGUGAAGCAGAGCUCUUAGUACCCAGUGAUGAGGAUGUUUUGGAUUCCCCCAAGCCAUCCCCAGCUGUAACCCGCAAGAAAGAGAAACAAACCCCAGAGAGGACAAAAGAAUUCAAACCACCAUGUUCACCAAGAGCAAGAACUCCACUAGAUUACUUGAAACACCUUCAAGAUGACACGCUAAGUGACAUUGAAGAAUCAAGUACUUAUGCUGUAGUUGUAUCUUCAUGUAUUGGAAACCUGCUUCAUGAGUGGUACAACAGUUUGGACACACUUCUCGCUGUGCAUCCAGUCGACGGUUCACUGUUAGUGUGGCUUGUUGAAUGGCUUGAUGUUCAGAAUGGUGUUCCGUACAGACAGCCUCAAGUUAGUUUUUUAUCUCGGAUUCCAAACGUCCUUCCUCCUGCUGAUGCAAACUCACUUUUGAACAAACUCAUUGUGUACUGUCCCAGAGAGGACAAAGUGAUGGCUCUGAGAAAUGUGAUGUUAAAUAAGAAUGACAAUGCUUCUGCAGGUCAGAGGAUAACACCCAAAGUUGGUGGCAUGGCUCUGAACAUUUCCCGAUCAAGUUUUGGGAGUUCCACCGGAGGGACACAUCCCACAGCGAUCAUGAUAUCCACACACAGGGACGGUGCGCUCAACCUAUGGCAACUUGCAUUUGCUGACAACUCAUCGUUUUCUACUGUAGUUAGUGUUUCUCAUCACGCACGUAGAUGUGGACAUAGGUAUCCUAUAACGAACAUUUUAGCACAUCCAGAAUUACCGUUGAUGCUUUCAACGUCAAGCCACGAAAUGGAGGUGAGGAAGGGAGAGGACAGUUGGAACAAUGUAGAUUUGUUAAGCCUAUUGGAUGGCAAUAGAGACAAAACUCGAAAGCUGCAUUGCAAUGAACUCAUUGUCUGGAAGGUUGAAAGUGUAUCGCCCUUGCGACAGAGUGGUGGAGUCAUGGAGCUUACACGUGUAAACUCAUCACGUCCCAAUGCUUUUAUGAACAUAGCUUGGGUUCCAACGUUAUUCUCAUACUCACUGAUUUCAUUUGACAGCACUACUUCAAUACCACCCCAUGCUGUAGCCCCUUGCGCAUGUUUCUUGGCCCUAGAUGGAACUUGUUACAGAUUUUACCAAGUUAUCCUUGAUGCCAGAACUUUACAAGGCUAUAUUUCAAGCAACAAGACCAGAACACGUUCAACUCUGUACUCUAGUGGUAGUGAAGGAAGCCUAGACUCAUUGGACUUUGAAAGCCCAAGCAGCUCAGUUCCAAUUGAAUGCUUUAUUGAGUCCAUAGUGAGCAGACAGUCAGGGGCAACACCUGGAUGUAUUCUUAAGCUUUGUUCAUUAGCUGAUUCUAAAGAUGUCCUACGAGAACCCCUGUUGCUGCACGUUUUCACUGAGAGUUCUGUGAAGUCAUCAUGCCUUUUUUCACAUGAUAAGCAGAGCUGUGAAAAUGAGGAGGACCAACAGCAAAGUUCACGGAAAUCAGAAGACACCUUUUACAUUGUUGGCAUUGAAAAUGUCAUUGAUGAAGACAACGACACUGUGUCUAUGAUUUACAUGUGGCAGGUGACUGUAACUGCGACAAAACCAGAAGUGAAUGUGAAGGGAUCAGGCUUGGAGUCGAUAUCAGCAUACCCUGAGGUUGUACAGCCUAUCAGCAGAAGCAGCAGUAGUGCAUCCAACCGAAGUGUAAGCCCCCUUAACUUGCCACAGUCGGGACAUGUAACCAGCAGCAUUGUAUCAAGGAGAGUGUGCUGUCAGAGACUUCCACUUCCUAAAGGGACAACCAUCACUACAGCCACCAGAGCUGCAGAUAAGAUGUCUUCCUCUGCAGUUAAUCCGACAUGCCCAGCACAGUACUUGUUCACUUCGUCAUGUUCUGAUGGGAAAGUUAGGUUCUGGUCUUGCAGGGAAAUUGUCUCUGAGAAUCAGUUUGUGUGGCAAGAGACCUCUUGGCUGUCAGAUGGACGGAAAUACUCUCAUUUGAAGAAGCAGCUUGAUGGCCGUGUUUUAGGUUUGGAUGCCCCUGGUGAAGUGCUUUCUCUUAGCUGCGCAUACACUGGGAGAAUUGCCACACUUAUCAGGAAGUCCGAAGCCCAAGGAACAGGCAAGCCAGAUCUUUCAGUUUGCAUCUGGGAGAACGAGUCAUCUGGUGGAAUGGACUGGGUUCUGGAGGAUACCUUAAAACUUGAUUGCAAGUUUGUCACAGAUGACUCACAGAUUCGUUUAGAGUGGACUUCGGCGGAAGAUGGCUCGUACGUCCUAACAGUCUGUAUCGGUAGUGAAGUGUUUAUUCUUGGCUGUGCUUCAAGAAUAGCAAACACAUCUGUAAGAGGGGAGAGUUCUUCCACUGGCAAGGAAACAUGGCUCCUCCUUCACAGUGUCCAUUUAACGUCAGAAAAUAAAUGGCAGCUGCUGACCAGAGCAUUGUCCUGGAUUCGAAAUGGAGUCCUUGUUGUUGGGCUUGGCACUGAAAUGCAGGUCUAUUCACAGUGGAGGGCAGCCACGGAUGGCACCCUUUCUCCCUCAGACACUAUGACAUUUGCUCCUACUGCAACCUUGCAGAAGGUUAGCGAAGCCUCAAGGGGUGGGACAGGACAACUUGUUCCUCUUUCAUUGACACCUGGAAGCGGGAUUGGUCUGUUUGAAGGAGCUGCCACAAUCGCUCCUGUUUUGCCACAGUUUCAUCCCAAACAUCUGAUGGAACUGAUGAACUUUGGCAAACUGAGAAGGGUCCGAGCUAUAUUGCAUCAUUUGGUUUGUUGUGUGGUUGGACGAGAAGCCAUGGAAGCAGCAACAAAAGUCCUUGACCAGUCAUCACACAACAGGCCACGCCUUAGCAGUAUCAGCAGCAUGAAGAGCAUUGGGAAUGUCUCCAGCAGUAGUGAACCAGAUCUCAACGGAUUGGAGGGCGAUGAGAAAGAAGGAGCUUUGUCUGUUCCACCAUUACCAUUGUAUGCUCUUCUAGCUGCUGACAAAGAUACUAGUGGAAUGACCCUCCUUGUUUCAUUAGGGGACUCAGUGGAUGGAGCUCAAGGGGUAUCGACAGAUGAAACUGAUUACAGUGCCCUGUUUGAAACAUCACGAUAUGGCUCUAGUUUUGAAUCAGAUGAUGAGGACAACAGAUUCCUGGAUAGGAAGAGAAACAAAAGCAGUCCAACACGUGUGGCACAGGCUGGUAGUCCUGUACACUUUGGCUUGGCACAGGCUCGAUUGCUGUCCUAUCAACUCACAAAGAAACCCCUUCCUGGCUUAACCAGUAUUGAACAACUGGAAUUGUUGGCCUUGGCAGAUACAUUUGCCUCCGCUAAACUAGACUUGGAAGAAAGCCCUGGCUCUAUUGAAAGAGGAGUCAAAUUUGCAAAGAAAGAGGAUGAAGGUUACAGUAGCAUUGGCGGUCUUAUGGGAGGUCCCGGUGGGGGAGGGGGUGGGUAUGCUACGACAGGGAGUAUUGGUGCCACAGCAGGGAGUGGUGGAGAUGCUGUUGAUGAGUGUGGGCUGCGGUUUUUACUUGCCAUGAGACAUCAUACCUGCCUGAUGAGAUCACUUCCUCCUAAACACAGAGCAGUGCUUGAGGAAAAAGGUUUGUCCUCUUCAUACUAUGGCUGGGCUUUCCAUUCUGAAUCCGAGGAAGAAUUGUUAGCUAUGGUUCCUCCAGUGCUGAGAGGUGAAGCCAUUUGGUCGGAACUGAGGAAAUACGGAAUUGGAUGGUGGGUCAGAAGUAAUGACACACUGAGAAGGCUCAUAGAGAAGACUGCCAAGGCACAGUUCUCAAAGAAGCAAGAACCCAUCGAUUGUGCAUUGUUUUACUUGGCGAUGAAAAAGAAGAAUGUCGUCUGUGGCUUGUAUAGAACUGUUAGAGAUACCAAGAUGUCCCAGUUCUUUGCUAGGGACUUCACUCAAGACAGAUGGCGUAAAGCAGCACUGAAGAAUGCCUACUCUUUGUUAGGCAAACAGAGAUUUGAUCACGCUGCAGCGUUUUUCCUCCUGGCAGGUUCAUUGUGGGAUGCAAUACAGGUUUGCAUUAGCCGACUUCAUGAUUUUCAACUGGCUAUGGUCCUGGCUCGACUGUAUGAGGAAGACACUUCAAGUGGACCUCUGUACACCCGCAUUUUAAAGGAGUGUCUACUGGGUCAGGGUGAUAAUGCGCAUGAACCAAUCCAGGACCCUUUUCUUCGAAGCAUUGCAUACUGGAUCAUGAAAGACUACAACCAAGCUCUGGAAACACUGAUAUUUGAACCAACCACUCACAAAUCACAAGAAAGGAAAUGCAAUCCACUAGCAGCCAGUGGAAAUCCUGACAUAUUCAACUUUUACCUCCAUCUGCGCAAGCAUCCACUGAUUAAAAGAAGACGGUUCAUGCAUGAACACGACAACAAGAACAAGACGAAAUCUGGUGUAAGAAAUCUUCCAAGGCAGAUGAGAAGUAUCACCGAGGAAGAGAUCAUUGACGAACCUUUAACUCCCAUGGAAAGACAACUCUUCUUCAAGACGGCCCAUGCACAUUUGAACUCGGGGUGCCCUGCUCUAGCUCUGCAGGUGUUAAUGGAAUUACCGGCGACAGACACAUCUGAACGAGAUGUGGACAGGCCCACAGAAGAUGAAUCACUGGUUGAAGAGACCAGUGGGACUGUCGAUGAUGUGACAGGUGACAUGAUCAGCACUGGUACACUAAGUGACUUUUCAUUCGGUGGUUCAUACACAGAUGCACUGGCUAAUGGCAAAGCUGAAGAGAUUGACUGGAGUAAGCCCAUCUCAUCCAAACUCGGUGGCGAUUCCUCAGCUGAUUUCGACUGGAGUCAGCCAUUGGCCUCUGAUCUUGGUGGUGGUGUUGAUGAUUUUGACUGGUCUAAACCUGUUUCAUCAAAGUUGGGUGGUGGUGGAUUGGAAGACCUGUCAAAUGGUUUUGAUUGGAGCCAGCCUGUGUCGGAAAAGCUUGGUGGAAUUGGGUUAGAUGGAAUAAAUGGUAGUUACGACAUUCAUGAUGACUCAGAGACUGGAAAAGAGAGCUCAGUUGACGAUACUAAUUUGCAAAAUAGUGAAUCUCGCGUUGCAAAGUCAAAAGAGACACGCCAUUUAGAUGUUGUUGCCCAGCAGAUGAAGUUUUCUGCAAUGCUGAAACUUUUGAUCAAUGAACUGCAUGGCUUACCUUCAAGUUGUGAGAUUGCUGACGAAGAUUUGAGGCCGUUUUUUAUAAAGUGGUUAGAAAAAGAACUGGAGAUCCUGCACAAGAUGUCGGACUAUGGAAGUGUGGCUGAGGAGAGCGACGAGGAAGAGGAGGAUGCUGUUGAAAUCAAUGUUGAGUCAGCAGAUGAACUACAAGAAGGAAGCACCGGUGAUAAAAACUACAUUGCUCUGAAAAUUGACCGCUCUGCCAAGCACAUUCAGUGGCUAAAGAAGAAUCAGAAACUACUUACAAUCUUGCUGAAUUAUUGCUCUCUUCAUGGAGCCAGUGGUGGAGAUUUAGCAGCAAUGAACAUGGAACUUCUACUGCUGCUUCAUGAGGUUGAACAGAUGCAUUCACUUGUGUCACCGCUGCACGUGCCCUCAGCAGGACCAUCCGUCCCCCCUCUUAUCCUGGCGUCAGUGUCGGCUUACUCUUUUCUGGCCAGUCCUCUUGGAUUCUUACAGUCCCUCACACGGGAUAUUCUUAGAUUUGUCUUCAGUUUGCCUGGUCCGCCAUCUCCCAGCCAUCCAAUUCGUUUAGCCAAUGUACUACACAACAUGACAGGCACGCUGUCAGACUGUAUCUAUCAGAGUCUAACAGGCAUGACCCAGGAAAAGGGUGCGUUGGGUGGAUCUAAAGCUUCUCAGAGGAAAGCGUCACUAGGUCUUUCCACAGGGAAAUGCUAUUUUUAUCAGGGAAAAAGUCAGAGAAUUUUGAAAAGUGAUGUCUGUGUCAACCAUGGUAAACCAACAGCCAAAGGUGGCAAGGAUGGCAGUGCAACUGAUCCAAACAAAGCAGCAAGUCCUGGCAGUUCACCGUCUAAAUGGCCAGGAGUCCGUUUGCUGCUCUCUCUGCUAGCCACAGAAAACAAAGACAACAGCACCAAGCUACGAAUCAUGUUGGGAGAAGCUUGUGUAGCAGUGUACCUUAGUCUUUUAGCCCUUGCUUGGUCCAACUCGCAGCCAAAUCAACUCUAUCGAUUAGUUGUUAACUCCCUUAAGGCAGGAAUGUGGGGCAUGGUGUUUGGAGGAGGCUUACGAAGUGCUCUGCAGCAAAGUGGAGGAAGUGGGACUGAUAGCAAAAAGAAGCCAAGACCUCCUACCCCCGGAAAUCCUGAUGGGCGUGGAAGAGGUGACAAGUAUUGGCAAGGUGCUCGACAGCGAUGGAACUUCAAGCUGUUAGGACAAAGUUUAACAGAAACAAUGUCCCAGUGGCUCACAUCAGAUGUCAAACCUGUUUAUAUUGAACAAUUUAUUCCACCAAGAAGUACUCUAAUGGAGUACUUCAUCAGCAAGCCGCAACAUGUGGAAGAGAAAGGAGCGAAGAAUUAUGAUUCUGAAGAUGAUGCCAGUGACUCUGAGGAUGACGAUGAUGAAAUAUUUGAAAGUGACACUGAGAGCGAUCAUGACUAUUUCUCGUCGAAAAGAAGGAAGAAAACUGAACCUAAAAAUCAUUUGGACCACGAGUCCUACAGCUGGUGCCUCAUGAACUACACCAUAGGCAAGCUGGUGCUUCAUAACCUGCAGGCAUUCCUUCCUGAUGUGGGAUUUGAGCUAACAGAUCUACCAUCUCUAUCACCCCAACUGCAUGCAGCUCUAAAGACAGUUGAACGUUGGACUCAAACCUUCCAUGACAAACUUGAGAGUUUCCAAGGGCCUCCACCAGACUUCAUCUCACAGUUCCCUGUCAGCCAAGAUGGAUUCCCUAGAGGUGGACGAGCACUUAUGAGAUAUAAAGCAUUGAUGGAUCCACAAAAUACUCCUUUUAGAUCUACUCGCAACUCUGCAGAGCCUGUGAAACGUUUGUGGCGUACCUUGGUACACCAGGAAGCAAUUCAGGAAAUCUUCAUACAGAAUAUCUUCAAGAGAGAAAUGGAAACUUCACAGGAGGUCGAUCGACUGGACGCUGUCGUUGAUGUAAAGCCGGUGAAAGUUCUGUACAAAGACCCCGAGGGUAUCAAUACAUUUUGUAUCAAUAAGGCAAACCCAAACUUUAUUGCAGUAGGAAGUCUUAAGGAUGUAGAGGAAGUGGAUAUUUCUCGUGUGUUAAGCCCUGAGCCUCUACUAUGGGCUGAUGAUGAAGCUGAGCGUGAGUUGACUGACGCUCAGAGAAGAAGCGAACUACUCUGCUUUACGGUCGACAGGUCGGGUCAAGUAAUUGAUGGCAGUGUAAUUCCUUCCGUUAGAGAUGAGUGGUACUUUGGAGCUAACUUUAUGGUUGGAAUAUCAGAUGCUAGUGGUCAGCUUCUGUUGUGGCAAGUCAGUAGCACUAGUACUGCUUCAGAGCCAUUCCAGACCCUGAAAUGCCACAACAAACAAACAAGCGACUUUGCGUUUGUUGGCUCGUCAAGUUUUAUAGCAACGGCAGGGCACUCUUCAGAUGGAAGCAAUGUAUGUCUUUGGGACACCUUAGUUCCUCAACACAGUUCACUCGUACACGCAUUUAUUUGUCAUGAGAAUGGAGCACCUUGUCUUGCCUAUGUUCCUGGCCAACAGCUUCUCAUUUCAGGAGGGCGGAAAGGAAAUAUUUGUAUAUUUGAUCUCCGGCAACGCCAACUGCGACACACAUUUUUGGCCCAUGAUGCUCCAGUAAAGAGCAUUGUUGUAGACGAAAACGAUCUUGGUUUUAUUGGUGGAAAAUGGUAUUUGUUUUUGUUUCAAUUUUAGGUCUGGGGCUUAUCUGUUCACGAAGAAUUAGAGUGUUAUCCAAAAGAACACGGUAAAGGAGCUUACCUCCUCAAGUAUGGCACACAGGGCGUGGCACUUAUGAACCUGCACAAUGGUCAGUUGUUCUCUUGUGGAGGCGAUGGCACUGUCAAGUGGAGACAACUGUCUGUGAGAGAAACUAUUGUCAACACCAAGCUGCCCUGAGUCUGGUUUCAUGAGCUAACCGCGAUCCAACGGUUUUACUGAGUUAAAUGGGAAGUACCGCGUUAGAGCAGGAAUCUUCAAAUUGCAGUAACGUGGAAGCAUAGUGGCUUUGACGGCAUUGAAAUUGUUGGUAGGCGAUACGAAGACUGAAGGCGGAGCUAGUGUGCCUGUUUUUCCUUCGACUGCCGGGGCGGCGUCCACCUUUUCGAAAUCCUCAGUCGCCUCAAAACAAAGCAGUGACGUUCAAUUUCCAAAAAUCCAACAAAGACAUUGCGAUCUAAACCAAACUACAGGAUUCGAAGGAACUGAAAUAUAUUUACACAGAAUCACAAACAAUACUUUCCGAGUAGGGGCAAAAGCUCCUUAGCUAAUUAGUGUUAUAUCAAAUUAAGAAAUAAAUAACGUGGAAACAACUUCCACCUUUGCUUUUAUAUUGUAACAAAGUUGAGUUGUUUUUGUAUUUUCGUUGUGUGAGGAGAACUUGGUAUAGCAUUUGGUACAUAGUCGAAGACAAAGAAUAGAUCUUGUGUAGAUAUUAGAAUAUUAUAAAUCCACGUUAGCUAUUUAUAAUGUUUUAUAACAAAAUCUCCUUGCAGUUUAUUUGAAAAGAUAGCAGAUUACAUAAAAUUGUGUUUGUCUUGAACCUAGUUAUUAAUACGGGAUUUGAAAUUCGCCGAAGUUUUUCCAGUGCUCCAGAUUAGAGGGUUGCAGGUCUGAGGUUAAGAAAUUAACCGUGGUCGAUAACUGUUUAAAAAUCAGCCACUGUUCGCUGAUCUUGUUAACUGACAGAUCGCUACAAAUACAUACUGAUACCAUAUAAUUAAAGGAAAAUGUGAAACAAGGUCAUUUUCUUUGCCAUAAAUGUUCAUUACUCCGCUUACCACA
Molecule: messenger RNA, 10184 nt
Organism: Orbicella faveolata
Lineage: Eukaryota; Metazoa; Cnidaria; Anthozoa; Scleractinia; Merulinidae
Product: dmX-like protein 2
Biological process (GO): vacuolar acidification
Cellular component (GO): RAVE complex
Molecular function (GO): protein binding
Source: RefSeq, a predicted model, not a curated record